UAGAACUAUGUAUGACGUGUCGAUCUCUAGAUAACGGGUGAAGGUGAUUAACUGUCAGCUUAUUAUAACAGUAGUCGGAGAUAGUAGUCAUCACUAUUUUUGUAAACAAAUAGGUCAGUUCAAAACCAUCCAUGGUUGUGGCCGAAUAGCACAAUCGGGAGCUGUGACUGGUGGCAGUGGUAGUACAGAGAGCACCCUGAACGGGCUAUCACUGUUAGGAGCUUGAAGAAACCUAUAUCGAAAGUAGACCUACGCUCACCCACGGAUCUGUUCCAAGAAGCGUGUGUGAGGGCGUUGUGUACGUUCGUCUUGUCACGGACGCUUGAGUGUGGAUAUUGUGUUCAGAAUCAAGCAAUAUGGAGGCGACUAACCUACAAUUAUCGUUGGUGUAUUAUCCGAUUGGAAACACACGGUCAGUUGAUGUGACGCUUGGAUGUCAUGUUGGUAGGGAGUGUGACAUGCUGUUACUGGGGUGUGGUGACGUCAGGAACGUCCUGCAUACCAUGCACAUACUUCAGACAAGAGGGACCACAAAAUCAAAGGAUCAGAGAAUCAACAUCCACCUCAAUGACAUUGAAGACAGUAUCUUGGGGCGCGAUCUGAUUUUACUCUACCUCGCUGGAACAAUUGAUCCAAACAACUCUGAAGAUAUGAAGUUUCUGUGGGGAGUCUGGUUCGACGCCCUUUUGUCACAAGAACACCUGCAGAGGCUAAAGAAAGUGAUGAAGGAAGUGGCGUCAGUCCAGUCAGGCAAUAACGGGGUAUAUUUUGGAAAUUUGAAAAGUGAAGUUUCCAUCAAAAGGGCUCUUCUAGGGAUGGAGAAAGCUGACAUUAAUGGUAAACAAACGACAGAUACGAGAUUGGAAUACCUUGACACGACGUACAGAAGGGGUAUGCCAAUGGUAACCAGGGAUUGGAUAACAGGAACAUUGUUUAGUCCUAAAGUUGACUUACCACAGACAGCAGUAGACUGGAUGACAGCUGGAAUCAGUGCCCAUUGUGGUCGGCUUGAUAAAGUACCUCGGCUCAAGGACAGGUACCAUCAAGAGAUCCGGGACUUCAUUUCAACUGGGGUUACGAGGGUCAAUUCAAAGUCGCUGUCGUCUGAACAGAUGGUGGAUAGUUUCAAGGGCAAUAUUACGCUAUUGAGACCCGGGUGUAGUAUUUGGGAAGUCCCGGAUUCCUGCUGUCCAUUCUUUUGUUACGACUUUGACCUGGAACUUCACAGAUACGAUGGGCGUACGGUGACACUUGCCUCUCUCUGCUUGGAAAUACUGAAGAAGUGGGUGGAAAGUUUCCAGGCAGCAAUGAAAGAUGACUGUGCUAUCAAGAUCCAUAUGUGGCAUGGAGAGGCAACAGCAGUAUGUGAGACGGACCUCCCGGAAGAUCUCCGAUUUGACUUCAUCGACACGUCAAAUUUAGCAGAUAGAGUUGGUCUGAUCGCUGUACUGAGUUGUUCUCGCGACAGAUUGAAAUCGCCAAAUGGACUGCUAAGGACAGAGAGCUUUAACUACACGAGACUAGAGGGCUACAUUUCAGUAGAAAUCUUUCUCCGUGGCUGCAUUGAUGUGCCAGUUUUGAUGUAUCCAACGGUGUUUGGUUUGCACCUAGCAGAAGACAUCUCUCUUGGACAUGAGAAUCUCCUGCUAACUCAGUCUGCACACAAACGUUCAAAGUUGACUUUGAAAUGGAAAACAGCUCGGGAGCAGGAGAACCUGACAGCACUAACUCUUGCUGAAAACGCAUCAGAUGCAGUGUCUAAAGCACUGGAAAAAAUUGAAAAUUAUCAAGGUUUAGACAGUGGAGAUCCCUUAGUUGUUAAGAAGAUGUGUGUCAAAAGAGGAAAGGACAAGAUUCUGAAAAGGAUUCAGAAUAUUGCUAAAGACGCCAACUUGUUAACCCAUCCCCCAGACGCGAAAAAAAGGAGUACGGUGACUGAGUACACAGAUCAUUACCUUGUGACCAUCACAACAGACCCAGAAUGCCUGAAGGAAGGGACGUUCCGCACGGAUCCUGUUGAUGGAGACCCAUAUGUUGUAGAACUACAGAACAGUCAGAAUGGAUAUUCAAGCUUUAGUGAAACGCUAAGGCUUUCAUGCGGAAUUGCUUUAAACAGGAGCAACAUUAAGCUGUCAAGGAAGAGAGGGAGGAUUGAAGCUUGUCUUGUCAAGGAUGCUGAUGUGACCAUGGGUGAACGUGUUUUGCCCUGGAACAAGCUCAACACAAACUCUGUAGUUGAUCUGCCCAACUUUCCUCUCUCGAAAACCGGAAAAGAAACUUUAGAGACGUAUGUUGCAAGCAUGUGCCAGGUGUCUGCAGGGAAUCUUUCGCCCAUACAGCAGCUUAGAUUUCUUGUGGAGCGGAUCUUGAUAACAGUCCCGUUUUCAUCAGGGGUACCAACACACAUCACACUCAGAGCUCCAAGUCACUCACAUCCUGCCAAGAGAGCAAGCAACAUGCUUCGUUUGGAAGGUCUUAAGAUCCACGAGGACAGACCAACUCUAUUUUUGACGUUUUUCGAUUUUGCCAUAGCUGAGGAAUUGGUUACCCAAACGAAAAUAACGAAUGAAGAAAUCAUGCCUUGGGAAGACAUCAAGAAGACAUGUGUGGAAAUGGACCCAUCUUCUCAACGCCUUAGCGAGGGAUAUGCUUUGUUGAUGAGGAUUCUAGAAAUAAACUCCCACCGAAUGAUUCAAGAUCAGUCUGAGGACAGGAGAUGGAUUACGAGAACUAUCCUGAGAGGGAGGUAUCCCUACACGGACCUGCUUACUUUGAACUGUGCUGCAGACUUGGGCAAAAUGUUUAAUUCUCUGUGUGUUCCCGACAUAUGGACAUCAGGGCAAUUUUCCCCGGUCAGUGGAGCGAGUUCUGGUUCGUUAGCCGCCAGGCCUGGUGAAGUUUGUGACAGCUGUGGCAAGAUCUCAGAAAACUGUAAGAGAUGUUCCAAAUGUCACCUGGUGUUCUACUGUGGCAAAGCAUGUCAGAGGAAAGCCUGGAAAGUCCACAAGAAAGUCUGUAAAUCUGCCUAAACAUAUGCGCCUGCGUUGUUUUGUCUAGAGCUUCCCCUGGACAAACUAUGUUUGUAUAUGAUAUACUGCGAGUCAGGUUAGAAGUGGAGGGUCCUGCCUUCGUAUGAAAACGACUGCGUUUUAAAACAUACAGACACAAAGGUAUUUAUGUCAUACAUGUAGGCACAACAUUGAGAAAGUUAAGAAAGAACAGUUUUAACGUUCUAACGACAGUCUUGACUAUUUGUAGGGGGCCUACAACAAAUCCGGUGAACAAUGACUUUUCUUUAUGCAAAUUGGAAUUUUUUUAUUUUGUUGCAAUGAAUUAUUUUUAGAUAGGAUAAAAAUGUUGUAACGUCGAAUAUCCAAGCAUCAGCACAUAAAAUAUGGCAAACAGUUGACAAGCUCCUACCAUCACAUCGGGCUGGAGAAUGUUCCAUGUGUAUCUCAAACGGGGUAAUUCAACAAAUGAAUGAGAAUGAACAAACAUGUCAUCUCGGAAUAAUGCAUAAAUGUUCAAUUUGUUUGGUCGUCUACGAGUAUAAGCGCUAACAGUUCCUACUUUAUACGUGCUAUUAAUCAAUACCAAUAGGUAUAUCUAUGAAAUAGUGAAUGAUUGAAUAUUAUUUUACGAUGGUUACGAUGACAUCCAGCCGUGCGAUUACGACAGACUUUGGUACCAGGCAUCCUGUAUGGAAUCCCAGUACAGAGAGCCUAGUAAUUGACAUAUACAGUUUAUCCUACCUUGCAUAAAGGUACUCGUUUCGAUUGGUUACUGAAUUGGCAAUUUUCCCCAUGUACCACGCAGACAGAUAAGGUACAAAGUUCAUGUACGUAGCUGUGAAUGCCAAAUUUCUUACAAAUGUGAAUACAAUGACAUAAUACUAUUAUAUCAAACUGAACACCCGUGAAAUGCAGUUCAGAGAAAUUAAGCGAUCAUAUUCGAUUUUAAUACAAGGGUUAUAAAUCUGAAUGAAUUUGUGCCGCCUGCUAGCUAUCAAUAGUUAGCCAUACUGAUGAAGACAUGGGGGCUGCAAAAUAAAUUCGUUGUCAACCGGUCCCUCGGCGUAUAUAGACAGUGUUGCUGUACACUGUGAGCGAGGCUAUGUCCGCCUCGACUUCCGGCUCGGAGUACAUAAACUCGCACACACAUUUCAGCACACUAUGCAUCCCUCGCGUCCACAACUAAUACUAUACCAGAACAUUACAUAGGUAUUGAUACUCCAUUGUGAUCCAAAUCAUUAUUUUGCAAACGAAUCUGCUAAAGGAACAUUGAAAUGUAUUCAGUUAGGAAUAUAAAUAAAAUGUUUACAUUCAAAUUGCAUUACACACUGUAAAGCAGGAAGUUGAAUUGUGUGUAGUUGAUUUUUUUGUCAGUCAAGUUUUAGAUGAUCAUCUGGAUAUCCAGUUGAUAGUAAAAUGUUUUAAUGGUAUGGCGGAAGGCCUGGAUCCUAAGAAUAGUUUAGAACGUUCUGGAGGCCCAAAUUGUGUAUACAAACAAUGAUGCUAAUUUCACUUUCAAGACUUGCUUUAAAUAUUUGAAGAACAGGUGAAACACAUUUAAUAAAAAUGAGUGUAUGUCAAAUCAAACAAAUAUCACCAUGAAUAAUACACGUAUGCAAAUAGACGUCUUUUAUACAGAAAGCACGCUUUCCAGUGAACUGACGAUUAAUGAUACCAGUAUGUGCCUUCACAGUGUGGACCCCAUACUGGAACUUUAAUUUCUGUUUGAGUAACCAAUUGUUAUUUUCCAUUUUUGUAUUUUGGUCAAUAAAGUCAGUAAUAACGAUUUCA
Haliotis rufescens (red abalone) is the source of this 4802-nucleotide messenger RNA. RefSeq lists its product as uncharacterized. Gene Ontology annotation, cellular component: nucleus. Gene Ontology annotation, molecular function: DNA-binding transcription factor activity, RNA polymerase II-specific. The transcript is spliced from 14 exons. The record is from RefSeq and is a predicted model, not a curated record. NCBI's taxonomy places the organism in Eukaryota, Metazoa, Mollusca, Gastropoda, Lepetellida, Haliotidae. The coding region runs from base 357 to 3029 and encodes 890 amino acids. Gene Ontology annotation, biological process: regulation of transcription by RNA polymerase II.